CCUUGAGCCCUCCUCGCCCUCCCCACCGACAUCAUGCUCCAGUUCCUGCUUGGAUUUACACUGGGCAACGUGGUUGGAAUGUAUCUGACUCAGAACUAUGACACACCAAACCUGCCUAAAAAACUUGAAGAAAUUAAAAAGGACUUGGAUGCCAAGAAGAAACCCCCUAGAGCAUGAGACUGCCUCCAGCACUGCCUUCGGGAAACACUGAUUCUACUGCUCUUGAGGGCCUCCUUUACCAUCUGAACCAAAAGCUUUUGUUUUUGUCUCCAGCCUCAGCAAUUCUCUUCUUUGCUAGACCCUGUGUUUUUUGCUUUAGAGCAAGCAAAAUGGGGCCCCAAUUUGAGAACUACCCUACAUUUCCAACAUGCUCACCUCUUCCCAUAUUCCCUUUCCAACUGCAUGGGAGGUUCUAAGACUGGAAUUGUGGUGCUAGAUUAGUAAACCUGACUUUUAA
Messenger RNA from Mandrillus leucophaeus (drill), 457 nucleotides. RefSeq lists its product as uncharacterized. Bases 34 to 177 code for a protein of 47 amino acids. NCBI's taxonomy places the organism in Eukaryota, Metazoa, Chordata, Mammalia, Primates, Cercopithecidae. The transcript has a single exon. The record is from RefSeq and is a predicted model, not a curated record.